AUGAGGGUACUAUCUCUGUUAUUCAUCCUGUCCAUAUUCCGAUUGUCUAAUUGUGGAGGUGAAGAUGAAAACGGGACUAAACAGGGUGGUAUUACUCUCGAUAUAUUUGCUACAGAUGAAUCAAAAAUAGAAAAGAAUGAGGGCUUGGACAAAGGGGUAAGGUAUAGUGAGUAUAUUCCAAGAGAUGGCUUUCACAUAGUCUCAGUUGAGGACAAUGGUCAAUCAAUUUGGAGAGCUGAAUACGGCGAACGCUUUAUCCUUGCACAAUCAUUCAAAAGCAAAGAAGAUACUCUUAUUGCUGUAAUUGUCCAUUCAGGUGAUAGGAACGUAGCAAGGUGUUUCAAGAAGACAAAGGGGUUGUGGGAAGGCAUUACAAGAUUUGAGUACGACGAGAUACUCGAUGCUAUAAUGGCAAAAUCUGAGGGUGAAUCUCGAGAAUGUGCACUUGAAAACGAAAAGUUAGAACCGGAAAUACCAUCUUAUUCUCCAAUAGACAGGGAAGAAGCAGUCUCUAGAGACUAUAGCACAUUCAUUCAGGAAAUCGCCCCUCCACCCCCUAGACGAAAUAGACGUUACCAGAUUCCUUUCUAUCACGAUAACAUAGGAUAUUCCCAUUUUAGAAGCUACAUGGAUAUAGUGCCCAUGCUUUUCGCUUCUCAUUUCAUGCGUCCUCCGCCCCUACGAAUGGGAGUGACCAUGAACAUUUUAAAUCCGGACUGGAAGUUUUUUGAAGUUGAGGGUAAGCGGGAGGGAUACGGAUCAUAUUCCGGAAUGAUGUGCCCACUUGAUAAGUAUUAUGUGAAAAGGAUUAUUUAUGGAAACGAGCUAAUCUGGAAAAGACAUGACGGCUGGGAAUGUACGCAUGUAUCGAUACAUACGAGUAAAACGAGGGAGCUCCUGAUCAUUGGGUUCAGAAUGAUGAGGAACGUAGACUGCAAAUCUAUACUGAGAUGCCAAGGCGGUAAAUGGCAGGAUGUUAGCAGACUGAACACUUGUGAUAUAAUCUUUGACAUGCACAAGGAAACCCUCAAAGAGAUGGAGGGUAAAAGGUCUAAUGGGCUCUUGGAACAAUUCUUGAAAUUCGUUUCAAAACAAGGGCAAAAAUCAGACAUUGAGGGAGUGAGCCAUCUAGAACUUAAGAAACCGUACAGUGUGGAGGAACUGGCAAGGUUAAGGGAGGGUGAAUUUACAUCUCCCGUAGAUAAAUGCAAUGGAAAGAAGAUGUUGCAAAAGGCCAGAGUGAUCUCCAUCUUACGAGGCAGAGAAACACAGGCCGAAAGGGCAGUUUACAGGGGAUACUGUCAAGUGCUGGACUCAACCUUUAGGCUCCUGAGGAUGCUCUUGCGUCGCUAG
This is a messenger RNA of Theileria equi strain WA, 1353 nucleotides long. RefSeq lists its product as hypothetical. The transcript has a single exon. NCBI's taxonomy places the organism in Eukaryota, Apicomplexa, Aconoidasida, Piroplasmida, Theileriidae. The record is from RefSeq and is a predicted model, not a curated record. The coding region runs from base 1 to 1353 and encodes 450 amino acids.